AUGAGUGGAAGUGAUAGAAAGCGCUCUUCAAAGUGGGAUUUGAGUGAUGAACCCAAAUUCACAUCCAGUAGCAAGCCAAUACGGUCUGCGCGGUCCUCUGCUGAUGUUGCUGGUAGCAAUAGUUCAAAAUGGGCUUAUUCAGAAGGAAAUGAUAACUUAAGACCUGUUAUGAGAUAUUCAUCGAAGGAAUAUUUUUCUGGAGAUAGAUGUUCAAAUGAGGAAGAUGCUAUGAUUAAAGAUCAUAGAGUGUUGGAUACAAGAAAAUGGGACACUGAUGGAAGUUAUGAGGAAUGGAAACAAAAGAGACACAGUCGUUCUCCUAAAAAUGCUUGGAGCAGAAGCAGUCGGAGCCGUAGCCGUAGCCCUCCUCGUGGUUAUAGGCGGGAUUCGGGAGUUGAUGAUAGAAAAAGGAUGAGGGUUGGAGGAUCAACACGACCAUGCAGAGAUUUUGCUGCUGGUAAUUGCAGAAGAGGCAGUCUUUGCAACUUUGUGCAUCAUGAUGACCAAAAUCAUGAGGAUAGUUGGGAAGGCAGCUGUAGAAUGGGAGCAUCUUGCAAGUAUGUGCAUGAUAACGAUUCUGAUGGAUAUGGUAAAGUUUCUGUGGACGAGUUCACUAGAGAAAGGGAAGAUGGAGGAGCUCCCAGAUAUUUUGCUACCCAUGAGAGAGAGGACCGUCCUCUUAAGAGUGGUAGAUCUAAUGAAGCUUGUAUAAAUUUUGCAAAAGGAGGAAGGUGUAGAAUGGGAACAUCUUGCAAGUUUGUGCAUGAUAAUGACUCUGAUGGAUAUGGCAAAGUAUUUAUGGAUGAAUUCACUAGAGAAAGGGAAAUUGACAGAAGGCACAGAGAUGAUUCUUUUGAACAGAGAGGCGGGCAUGUGCCUAGCCGCACUAGUGAUACGCCUUGCAAAUUUUUUGCUAGUGGAAAUUGUCGAAAUGGUAAAUAUUGUAGGUUUUCUCACGAUAGGCAAGCAUUUAAGAGCCCUAAUAGAAGAUUAAGGGAUGAUAGAUGGGCAAGAAAUCCAGGUGGAGAUCAUCAAAUGGAUAGACGAAAGUUGAGCGAUUCCAUUAGUCCAAAUAGAAGGCUAAGAGAUGAUAGGUGGGGUUCAGAUGGCGACUUGGCUGAUUCAGAUAGAGUUGGGGACAGGCCAAAGCGGAGCGAUAUAAUUUCUGUCUCUGAUACAGCAAAGCUGAUGGAGAAUGAAAGUGGAAAUGUAGGUGCCACAGAGCCAGGAUUUACUGCUUUGCCGAUGACAGAUGAAUGGGGGCAUGGUUUAGAUAAGAGCAGGCUGCAUGGUACACCGCCAAUUUCAAAUGAUAAGAAGGAAGCCAAUCGCUGGCUAGCAGGAAAUACUGGUGCCAACAUGCACGGUUCCCAGUCAUUAGGCACAGCGGACAUUUGGCCAGGUGAUGCAGAAAUGUCUCCUGAUUGGAAUUAUAAGACAGGAUCUUCUAGUCAUAUGGAAGAAGAUGCACAGAAUAAGCGUGGUAUAAGCCAGGAUGAUACGUAUUUAGCCAUCUCUGAACAGGACAGAAUACAACUUGCUCCAGGUCAAAGCAUCAACCAGAAUGCACAGAAUGUAAAUCCCUUGCAUACUUCCAGCAGCCAUGCAGUUGGACAAAGUCAACUAGAUGUUCGUACUUUUCCUUCAAGAGAAGGAACUGUUGAUGCUACCCACAGCCGAGAAGUAUCAUCUACUGAGAAAAAGUACUCCGUGGAACCAAAUCCCUUGCAUACUUCCAGCAGCCAUGCAGUUGGACAAAGUCAACUGGAUGUUCGUACUUUUCCUUCAAGAGAAGGAACUGUUGAUGCUACCCGCAGCCAAGAAGCAUCUACUGAGAAAAAGCACAAUGUGGAACCAAAUAUCAUGGAUUCGGGCUUAUCACAAGUUGGUUCAAUAAAUCCUCCAACUCAAAAUGCGGUAAGCAAUGAACAGCUUGCCCAACUCACGGAUCUAUCAGCCUCUCUGGCUCAUAUCCUUGGAUCAGGUCAGCAGCUGCCGCAGCUAUACGCUGCCUUAAAUUCUCACGAUUUAAAUGACAGUCCUUCCCAAGCAAAUACUCAAGUGCCUGCAAUGCCUGUUUCAAACACAUGCAUAAAGCCGGAUCCUGCUGUUGGGCUCUCAAAGCAGUAUGAUCCAAUGAAUGGUAGUAAUGAGCAAAAGAAUGCUGAUGCAAGUGGAGUGCCGCCAACCAUUCCUCCAAGUAAAAAUAUCGCCAAAGUAGAAAUUCUGCCACAGUUGUCUAAUUUAGGAAAACAAAUUUAUGGUGAUUCUAUUAAGGGUGCCUCCUCAGAACUUAUCAUGAGUGACAAUCUAAUCCGUUUGCAGCCUGGUCAUAACACAGUGGUUUAUAACAAUGAAGAGGUAGCUAAGGAAAGGAAGAAUUCUCAAGAUGAUCUUAAAAGUACAAAAGAGAAUGGUCCACAAAACAUGGACCAAGAUGGUAAAUCUGAUGAUGCCAAACAAACAAAGGAUACGAAAGGGAUUCGUGCAUUUAAAUUUGCACUGGCUGAGUUUGUUAAGGAGCUUUUGAAACCAGCAUGGAAAGAAGGUCAAAUAGAUAAAGAAAAUUAUAAAACAAUUGUCAAGAAAGUUGUUGAAAAAGUAUCGAGUACCAUGCAGGGGGCCAACAUUCCUCAGACUCAAGAGAAAAUUGACCAAUAUUUGUCAUUUUCAAAGCCAAAGGUUAACAAACUUGUACAGGCCUAUGUAGAAAAGGUUCAGAAGGGUUAG
Vicia faba (fava bean) is the source of this 2730-nucleotide messenger RNA. Lineage: Eukaryota; Viridiplantae; Streptophyta; Magnoliopsida; Fabales; Fabaceae. The record is from the annotation of a GenBank genome assembly.